This is a messenger RNA of Prunus avium (sweet cherry), 1399 nucleotides long. It is a transcript of the gene PDLP1, whose product is annotated as plasmodesmata-located protein 1. Gene Ontology annotation, cellular component: plasmodesma. The record is from RefSeq and is a predicted model, not a curated record. Gene Ontology annotation, biological process: transport of virus in multicellular host; plasmodesmata-mediated intercellular transport. NCBI's taxonomy places the organism in Eukaryota, Viridiplantae, Streptophyta, Magnoliopsida, Rosales, Rosaceae.
AUCAGUAAUAAAAGCUACAAAAACAAAACCGGCCCAAAAGGUCCAAAACCCCCCACAAGAAACACCCAGGACCCUUUAUAGCAAAACCAAGCUCCCUUAUUUUCAACCAAAACCGCUCUCUGGAGAACUCCGAGAGCAACUUCCUCCAAAAGUUUCCAAACCCCCUCUAAAACCUUUCACGGUGUGAUCAAAUCUCCCAUCUCAAAAAAUGGGUUUGCCCACCAAGCUAUCUCCUUUCAUGUGCUCUGCUCUGCUUUUCUACACAGUUUUUGCUUCCUUUCCCUUUGCCAUCACUUCUGCUGAUUUCACAAACUUGGUUUACAAGGGCUGUGCAAGCCAAAAGUUCCAGGACCCAAGUUCUUCACAAGCCCUCAAAUCCCUCUUCGAUUCUCUGGUCUCACAAUCUUCACAAAAGACUUUCUUUUCAACCACUUCUGGUGAAGGCCAAAAUGCCAUCUCAGGCCUGUAUCAAUGCAGGGGAGACCUCACCACCUCCCAGUGUAACAGCUGUGUGAAAAAGAUCCCAACUUUGGCCAGCAAAUUCUGUGGAGAAGUCGUAGCAGCUAGAGUUCAGCUCAGUGGGUGUUACUUGCGCUAUGAGAUUGCUGGGUUCAAGCAGGUUUCUGGAACAGAGCUUUUGUUCAAGAUCUGUAAGUCAGAUCAGGCAAGUGGAAGCAGUGGGUUUGAGGGGAAGAGAGACUCGGCUUUUGCUAUGGUGGAGAAUGGGAUGAAGAAUGGAACUGGUGGGUUGUUUUAUGCUGGGACAUAUCAGUCUGUGUACGUUUUGGGGCAGUGUGAAGGUGAUUUGGGCACUGGGGAUUGUGGGGAUUGUGUGAAAAGUGCUGAUCAGAAGGCUAAGACUGAGUGUGGUGAUUCAAUUUCUGGGCAGAUAUAUCUUCAAAAGUGCUAUAUUAACUACAGCUAUUACCCUAAUGGUGUUCCAAGCAUAACUUCAUCAUCAGGGACUGUAGGGUCUAGGCAUCAUACACAGAGGACAGUAGCUAUUGCAGUGGGAGGAUUGGCAGCUUUUGGGUUUUUAGUGGUUUGCUUGAUGUUUGUUCGGCAGCUCAUGAAGAAACACAGUGGUAAGCAUGGAGAUUAUUACUAUUGAAGAUUUGAAUGCUUCUCAAUCAAGACAAGUAAACAUUUUGUACAGCUACUAUAGUGGAGAGAAGGCCAAUGAUUUAGUGCAGAUUAUUGAGGGCAUGAGAUGGGUUUUGAAGAUUGAACUGCUUUUUCAGAUGGGUUGUAUUGAGAUUUAGGGAUCAACUUUUGAUCUGAUCAGAAAGAAAGUUAGUAUGCACUUACUCAAAUACACACAAACUUUUGUUGGAGUUUUGUUUUAUGUACUUGCCCGCAUAUGGAUCCUCAAUAUUAUACUUUUUAGCUUUUGAUUUCA